Trichechus manatus latirostris (Florida manatee) is the source of this 2378-nucleotide messenger RNA. It is a transcript of the gene CDHR4, whose product is annotated as cadherin related family member 4. The transcript has 19 exons. Gene Ontology annotation, biological process: homophilic cell-cell adhesion. Bases 1 to 2298 code for a protein of 765 amino acids. Lineage: Eukaryota; Metazoa; Chordata; Mammalia; Sirenia; Trichechidae. Gene Ontology annotation, molecular function: calcium ion binding. Gene Ontology annotation, cellular component: plasma membrane. The record is from RefSeq and is a predicted model, not a curated record.
AUGGAGCUAUUCAGGCCCCCGAUGCUCCUUCUCGCUCUGGGUGUCUCUGACCUCCACAGCCUGCCCUGGUUCAUGAAUAUCUCUGAGAGCCUGGGCCCUGGCACUGUCCUUGAGUCUUUCUCCUUCAACUGCUCCUCCUCCACACCCACCCUGGAGCUGCUUUAUGUGCAGCCACCCACCACCUUCUUCAACCCACCCAGCCUCAGAAGGCAAGGCUCCUCCUAUGUGGGCAAGGUAACCCUCAGCAGCUCAGUUCGGCUUGAUGCUCUAGCAGUAAACCACUACAAACUGCAGCUGCGAUUCCAGUGUGGCAUCCGAGUGAUUGAGGGGCCGCUCUUUUUGGAUGUGCAGCGGGACCCCAGCCAUGUCCAGUGCGCCGGCCGAUUUGCCAGCCCAGCUGGGGAAAUCAUUGAGGUGCCAGAGACAGUCGCACCAGGGGCCCGGCUGUACACUCUGCUGCUCCCGGGCCUGGAACUCCAGGGAGCUCAGAUGAGCAUCACCAGUGCCCAGGACCCUUCACACUUCCCUGGAUCUUUCUCCAUCAAUCAGCAGGGCUGGCUGCAGGCGCCAGCCCAGGGCCUCAAAGGCCAGGCUCAAAAGGUCUUCCAGUUGCAGAUCUCAGUGACCUUUGGACAGGGCCAAAACUGUCAGGGGAUGCUGACAGUGAAGGUUCUGCCUAGUCCCUCCAGUCAAGUCUCCUUCCAGGAGCCGGCCCAGAACAUCACCAUCCUGGAGAACCUAGUCCCCGGAAAAAAAGUGGUUCAGGUACGGGCCCGGGGCUUCCAUGUGCGCUACGAAAUCGUCUCUCCGGUGCCCUGCCCGUUUUACUCCAUCGGACAUGCCGACGGCGUGGUCCGCCUCACCGCGCCGCUGGAGUUAGCGCGGGUCCCAGAUGCGAAGGUCACCAGGCUGAAGGUGAAGGCCUUUGAGCGACUCCGGCCGUGGGCCAGCGCCGAGCUCGAUCUCACCGUCAACGUGCGGUCGGCUAACCGCUGGCCCCCGCGUUGCCUCCCGGCGCUGCUCGUGACUCAAAUCCCUGAGACCGCACCCGUGGGCACUGUGCUGAACACCCUCACUUGCACAGACCCUGACUCAGCCGGCGCCACCCUCGACUAUCAGUUGUGGUUCCACAGCCCUCCCGGCCCGGCUAGCCUCUGCCUUCGCGACAGGGUCCUGGAGGUGAACACCACACUGGACUGUGACACUCCAGCGGCGUGUUUCCAGCAUACAGCCUCCAUUCUGGUGUUUGAUGAUGGUCAGCCCCUGAUGACCACUGAGGUGCCAGUACUGGUGACGGUGACACCCAUCAAUGAGUUCUCUCCAACCUGUGCCCCACGCACGUUCCGGGUUCGUGAGGAUGCAAGGCCCCACACACUGCUGGGCUCUGUGGUGGGCAAGGACAUGGAUUACCCACAUGACAGCAUUGAGUACUAUGCCUCUGGUGGGCCUGCCACCUUUACUGUGGACCGUCUCAGUGGGGAGGUUCGCCUCCUGGGGCCUUUGGACUAUGAGCAGCAGAGGAUGUACAGGUUCACUGUCCAGCUUAUUGACCAUGGCCAGGACCAGGACCCCACCUGCCACCGCUCAGGCUCCUGCACCAUUACGAUCGAAGUUGAGGAUGUGAAUGACCAUGAACCUGAGUGUGAGCCCCCAUUCCAGGAACUCACCAUCCACACACCCCCGGGCCGUAGUGUGGAGGUGACCAAGGUGUCAUGCCGGAUCCCCCAGGAGCCACAGCGCCUCACCUUCUCCUAUAGCAUUGUGGGAGGGAAUACCCAGAGCCGGUUCAGCCUGCAAGGCGCCAUCCUGGUGCAUAAUGACCCUGUUCCGGGGCCCCCCUGGUCACAACAGCCCCACACCUACGAGCUUUUGAUCCACGUGGCUGAUGCAGGGCCCUCCAUCCCCCACCUCAGCACCACAGCCACCAUCAUUGUGCAUCUAAUUCCCUGGAGGGCCAGCACAGUGGCGACCAGCAGCCACAGAACCACAAUGCCCUCACCGAUGACACCCCUGCUUGUGACAGACACAGAGGCUUUCUGGCAGCCAGAGCCCUGGUUUGUGGUGGUGCUGACAGUGACUGGUGCCCUUCUCCUCUUUGCUCUGGGCUGGCUCCUCAUGGGGGUGGCCCAGCUGUUGCACACACCAAACAAACCAGCCCAGGAUCUGCUGCUGAACAGCAUCCAGGAAGCUGAGGGGUCCAUUGAGGGGUUCAUGGAGGCACCAAGGAUAGAGACACCCCAGGCACCCAGCAGCAUCAUGAGGCUGCAGCCUUUUGAUGGCAGCACACAAGACCUCUAAUCAAGGAACUUUGCUGUGCAUUUGAGCCAGGCCUCAGAGGACUUGCUGAGAUGAGGAGGGAAGAAGAGGACAAGCUGGAC